Molecule: messenger RNA, 4688 nt
Organism: Scatophagus argus
Lineage: Eukaryota; Metazoa; Chordata; Actinopteri; Scatophagidae
Gene: lonrf2
Product: LON peptidase N-terminal domain and ring finger 2
Exons: 13
Coding region: 43-2379 (778 amino acids)
Molecular function (GO): protein binding
Source: RefSeq, a predicted model, not a curated record
GCUUCGUGUGUCACGUGACGGCCUGCGCUUGCUUCGAAGAAGAUGGAGACAGGAGUAAGGUCUCACCAGGGCGAACAGUUCGUCCACCCGCUCUCCAACCCUGGAGCUGCGGGCAUCUGUCCCGAAAUGCUGGAGGUUGCAGAGGAGGCCAAUCGAGCAGGUGACUUCAGCCUGGCCGUGGAGAUCUACAGUUCCCAGCUCGCAGACCUCCAGCAGCCGGACAGGGGCUUGUGUCUGAGAAAAGCCGACUCUUUGGCCCGCGCCGGGCGGAUAUCUGAGGCGCUGGACUCGUACUGCACAGCGGCCAGCCUGGGCAAACUGCACCCAGAGGAACUACCCCUCCUGGUGGAAACCAUCGCCCGAACUCUCCGUGAGAAAGAGCUGGGCAUCCCCGGGUCAUUAAACGGACACGGUAAAAGCAGCGGCGGGGGAGAUGGGAUUGAAAGUGACGGGGAGUGUGGAGAAGAUGAAGCACUGGACAUGUUUUCCUGUCGCCUCUGCAAAUGUCUGCUCCAUGAACCCACAACUGUUGAGUGCGGACACACUUUCUGCAAACGCUGCUUAGAGGACAACUCUGUCGAGAACUGUAUACACUGCAAAGAAAAGUUGAACAAAAACGAUGGACUGCCAAACGGCCGGAGACUAGAUGUUGUUCUCAGCGGCCUGCUGGAUAAACUCUUUGCAACUGAGAGUAAAGCUAGGAAAUUCUGGAUCGAAGGAGAGAUUAUGUGGAAAAAACAGAACUACUCUGAUGCCUUGGAGAAGUACGAUGCAGCAGUGGAUCUAGUGCCCCCUUCAGGCAGACUUUUGUGCCAGCGGGCCGAGUUGCACAUGGAGAUGAGGAACUUCAAUCACGCGGUGCAGGACGCCACCAGCCUCUGUAGGAUAAAACCUCUCUGGACAAAGGCUCAUUUUCUGAAAGCCACUGCGCUCAGUAAAGCAGGCCGGAAUGAUGAAGCCUUGCAGGAAUACUUCAUGUGUGUGGCACUAAAACCUGACUGGACCAAAGUCAAACUGGAGGCUCAAAAGGUCCUCAGUGAGCUGUUCUCCUCUGUGUUUGAGAGUGAGGACCUGCCAACACCGCUGCACCCACUGCAGGGCGGUUUGACCGACCGCCUCAUCAAACCUCCCGCCUUGCUCAUGUCUCUGAGGCCGCUCGCCCAAAAGCCUGGAUCGUCUUCACAGGACACAGAGUUCAGCAUGACUAAAAGUACUCCAGCAGAUGACUCGUCCUCCAGACUGUCUGCUCCGUGUCCUGGUAAAUUGGACCCCGCAGCUGGGGAGGGCAGCACCAAAAGCCUGGCCGGUGUUCUGGCUGCCCUGCCAGCACCCCCAAAUGGCCUCAAGAGGAAACUCAGCGAGGAUGGACCCUCCGCAGUCUUUAACCCUAGGUCCAAACUGCUCAGACCUGAUGAGGCGAACAGCAUUCACACAGCUGCAAUGAGUGGAAUGAGGAUGGUUCCUGCUGAGCUGUUGGACAGUGGAGACCUGGAGUGUUCACUCUGCAUGAGAUUGUUCUAUGAGCCGGUGGCCACUCCCUGUGGUCACACCUUCUGUCUGAAAUGCCUGGAGCGCUGCCUGGACCACAACCCCAACUGCCCUCUGUGCAAGGAGAACCUGUCUGAGUAUCUGGCCACCAGGGGCUACAACAAGACCCUGCUGAUGGAGGAAGUGCUGCAGCGUUACCUAGGAGAUGAACUGGCAGAGAGGAAGAAAAUCCAUGAAGAGGAGAUGAAGGAACUGUCCAACCUGAACCAAGAAGUGCCCAUCUUUGUGUGCACCAUGGCCUUCCCCACCAUCCCCUGCCCGCUGCACGUGUUUGAGCCACGCUACCGCCUCAUGAUCCGACGCUCCAUGGAGACGGGCACCAAGCAGUUCGGCAUGUGCAUAGCUGAUGAGCUCAAAGGUUUUGCCGACUACGGCUGCAUGUUACAGGUGCGAGAUGUAAAGUUCUUUCCUGACGGUCGUUCAGUGGUCGACACCAUUGGUGUGUCGCGGUUCAAGGUCCUCAGUCAUGGCCAGAGAGAUGGCUACAACACUGCAAAGAUAGAGUACCUGGAAGACAAGAAGGUGGAAGCAGAGGAGCUGGUGGAGCUUCUGAAGCUGCACGACUCUGUUUACGAGCAGGCCAACAACUGGUUUACUUCCCUGAAAGACAACAUGAAGAGCCAGAUCCUCAGUCACUUCGGGCACCUUCCCAGCAAAGACCCUGACCCACAGGCCAGUCCCAGUGGUCCAGCCUGGUGCUGGUGGCUGCUUGCUGUUCUUCCAUUGGAGAGUCGAGCCCAGCUCACCAUCUUGGCCAUGACCUCCCUCAAGGACCGCCUCAUUGCCAUCCGCAGAGUCCUCAUUUUUGUCACGCGCAAGAGGCCGCGGUGAUUGCAGCCCCCGGGUACAGACGGGAACCGCUCGAACUUCUAUGCAGUUCAGCAAACCACCCAUUCAUUUGUAUGGCCAUUCAUCCACUCAUUCAGACUUGUGCUCACUCAUCAUUUACUCGCCCACUCUUCAGUUUGUGCUCUCAGAUGCUCAUGAACUUCCUGUGUCAUGUAGCCUUUUUAGAGUACACGCGAGUCCUGUUGAGAGCCUCGGGUGGGCCAGUGCUGGCAUGAGGACAUUCCUGGUUUCUUCUAUGUCUGUCUGUCUGUUCACCCGGUCAACCUACCCCCCCCCCCCCCCCCCCAACCUGCAUCUUGGAAGAGUGAAUGAAGCUACAACACAUCUCUGAACGCAUGACCUCUCACCUCUUGUCCUCUGUUGAGGCAGAGGUAAAAAAAAAUAACAGUCCAAGCUGUUCCACUUCCAGGUUGGUCGUGCUAACGCUCUGUUAUGAAGGAACAAAAACCUAAUAUCACAAAAAGCAGUGUGAGCAGAAAUAUUUAAAGGUGAGUUCUUUUUUUUUCGUCCACACACAAAGAAGUAUUUCAAAUAAUUUUGAACAAAAGGUUCCUUCAUCCACAGAUGUACAGCAAAAACAAGUACUCAUCAUUUUCAGUAUGAAGCGAAAACACUUAGCAACACACACACAAUUGAAUGUAUUGGUCUGGUUGUAGGAGGUGGAUGUUUUUCUUUAUUUUCACUCAACUGAAUUUACAGAAUCUUGCACAUGAGGUCACAUUCCUGUAUGUGCACUCGCAGCAGCUGCUUCACUGUAAAUCUUACUGACUGAGCCAGAGUUCAUGUGCAGAAACCCGGAGCUUUCUAUCUGUUACCUCACCCGCCAGUGGACACGUACCUCAGACUGUCUGAUAGGAAGUAAUGGGCGUCAUUAGUCACUACAUUGAAAUAGGAUUGUGAUUAUGGUCUAACACUAAAAACCACACACUACCGUUUGCCAGAACGUAAGAUUUAAAGUUUUAGUUAGAGUUAGGACAGUGCAGAUACAAACACAUCCUCUCAGACACAGUUUAUCUACAUGUUUAUGCCCUAUUGUAGCAUAUCUCUGGGGCUUCAAAUCCUGACUUUGUGAUAGGGAUUGAUUGUGUAUUUGUUUUGUUGGUUUUUAUUUUAUUCAUUCUCUCUGUGCUAUGCCCCUUAAAUGUAUGUGUUUGGUGAAAUCUUAAGUUGGGUGAUUUCUGUGUGUAUCAAUGUAACUCGGAGGCCUUUGUAAUGAUUUAUUUAAGGACCGUUUUCACCUUCUUUUUACCUCUGUCUCUUUCUCUCUCUCUCAGUACAUUUACAUGCACACUAAUGCAAUUACGGUGCUUAAAGUUGCCCCUUGGAAUUCCCUAAACGAUAUACAAUUUAAGAUAAUGGCCAGUGUUUAUUAUUAAAACAUUUUGUGUGUUUCCUUGAGGCCUGACACAAUGUUGAAUAAUUUUUCUUCCUAAUGCAGACUUGCAAACAACUUUUUGGGAUAUUUUUGAACUUUUGUUUUUUCUUUUCUCCCUACUUUUAAUGGUGCAAUUCCAUACGUCUUGGCAUCUAGCAUCCCCAGCUGUUGAUCAGUUGAAACCGUCAGCAGAAAUGUGUUGAGUCGAAAAGAACUUUGGUUAUACUGUGCAAAAUAAUAACCCAGAAUUUAAGUGAUGAUUGAACUAAAGCUACCACGUGGCAUUUUUAACCACUAGUAGUGCUGUAGAGCAAUGUUUUUGUUUGUGUGCUGUGCAAGAGCAUGCAUGUGACCGAUACAUGUACCUGCUGGUGGUUUCCAGCUGCUUCACUGACCGCAUCCAGUUGCGGGUACAUGUUAAAUAUUAAAAGUAACAUCGCAAUGUGCCUGUAAGAUGCAGGGAUAUGGCUGGGGAAGAUGGCUGAUCUAAACAAUGCAGGUUUCAAAUGUUUCUGUGAGGAUUCAGUUUGUUUGGGUCUGAUACACUAAAUGUAAACCUAACGAUACAUAUUUGCAAUGAAACAGUGCACCUUGAAAAGUGAAGGAAGUUUUUCAGUUCAACCCUAACUACUUACAAACCACCGUAAGUACAAGAAGUUGUGAGCAGUCUGUCACACAAUGCUCAACUUUAAGCUGGCCAAAUUGUUUUCAAGGGAAAGCUGUGAUUGUAAUUACAUUCUUCAAGUGCAUGUAAAUGCACACUUUCUCUGUAUAAUUCUGUCCUUCCCAAUGUGGCUCCACUGCAGUUCCUUGCUCCGUACAGAGGUGGGGUUCACAACGUGCUGCAUUUCCCUGGUAUAUUUGUAAAGGGGGAACUUAUACCUAUUUUUUAUUGCAAAUAAAGAAAAACACAUUC